This is a messenger RNA of Onthophagus taurus, 2184 nucleotides long. RefSeq names its product SDA1 domain containing protein Mys45A (gene Mys45A). Gene Ontology annotation, biological process: ribosomal large subunit biogenesis; ribosomal large subunit export from nucleus. Gene Ontology annotation, cellular component: nucleolus. NCBI's taxonomy places the organism in Eukaryota, Metazoa, Arthropoda, Insecta, Coleoptera, Scarabaeidae. The record is from RefSeq and is a predicted model, not a curated record.
UACCUACAUAUAUUGACAUUUUGACGUAUAACCUAAAAACUUUUGUAGUUCUUUAUACCAUGUGAUUUUCAUCAAAAGUAAAAAUGGUACGACAUAAUAAUCAAUUACCGCAUAAUUUACCCCAACUACAAAAUUUAAUAAAAAGAGAUCCCAUCUCUUACAAAGAAGAAUUUCUUCAACAAUACCAGCACUUUCAAAACACAGUGGAAGUUUUUGAGUUUUCCCCACAACUUCCCAACAAAACCUUGGAAGAAUCUUCGAUGUUCAUCGCGCAAGUCGCUCAAUGUUAUCCCGAAGAAUUAAGAAACUUUCCCCAACAACUUAUCUCUUUAUUAGAAAAACAUGGCACUGUUUUGGAUAGUCAGGUUCGAAUGCAAAUUUGUAAAGCGUUGAUUUUAUUGAGAAACAAGUUUUUAUUGGAAGCAAUUGAUGUAUUUACUAUAUUUUUUAAGCUAUUGCAUUGCCAAGAUAAGGCAUUGAGAUCAUUUUUAGAAACCCAUAUCAUAACAGAUAUUAAAAAUACUAAUGCAAAGAAGAAAAAUGCUAAAUUAAACACUGCUCUACAGAAUUUUAUGUUUACAAUGUUAAAAGAUUCAAAUACAAAAGCGGCUAAAAUGUCCAUUGAUAUUAUGAUUGAGUUAUACAAAAAGAAUGUUUGGAACGAUACAAAAACGGUUAACGUUUUAGCUUCUGCAUGUUUUUCUAAAAUCACUAAAGUUAUGGUUGCAUGUUUAAAGUUUUUUCUUGGAAAAGAUGAAGAAGAAAAAUCAGAUGAUUCCGAUUCGGAAGAAGAAAUAAACCCAAAAGAAGUCAUGAUGGCGAAUAAAUUUAAUAAAAAAACUCGAAAGCGUGGUAAACAACUUGAUAAAGUCAAAAAACUCGCUGUAAAACAAAAAAAGAAGAAAAGUCGAGCCCCAAUUUUUAAUUUUUCAGCUUUAAUGUUAGUUCAUGACCCUCAAGGGAUGGCAGAAAAAUUAUUUAAACAAUUAGAAUCAUCAAAUCAACGUUUUGAGGUUAAAUUAAUGAUGUUAGAUGUUAUUUCUAGACUAAUAGGUCUCCAUAAUUUAUUUUUAUUGAAUUAUUACCCAUAUUUACAAAGAUUUAUGCAACCACAUCAACGAGAAGUAACAAGAAUCCUUCAAUUCGCCGCACAAGCCACUCAUAGUUUAGUUCCCCCUGAUGUUUUAGAACCACUUCUAAAAACGAUUGCAAAUAAUUUCAUAACAGAAAGAAAUUCUUCUGAUGUUAUGGCAAUUGGAUUAAACGCAGUCAGAGAGAUUUGUGCGCGAUGUUUAUUUGCUAUGAAUGAGGAUUUAUUACAAGAUUUAAUUCAAUAUCGAGUAUAUAAAGAACGCUCCGUCAUGAUGGCCGCCGCCUCUUUAUUACAAUUAUAUAAAUUAAAUAAACCAGAAAUGUUACGAAAAAAAGAUAGAGGGAGACCAACAGAAGCCAUUGGAGAAUUAGUUCCAACGAGUUAUGGAGAAAUUAACGUCAAAGAUUACGUCCCAGGGGCUGAGGUGCUUUUAUUAGAAGAUAAAAAAGGGGAUGAUAUUGAAAUUAAUUCAGAUUCAGACUCAAAUGAUGAUGAAUGGGUGGAUGUUAAUGGUUCUGAUGAUGAAAUUGGAGAAGAAGAAGACUCAGAUGAUGAUUUAGACGAAAAUAAUGGUGAUGAUGAUGAUGAAAAAGUUGUAAAAGAUGCGAAAAGUGUUAAUAAGAAAUUAACAAAAGAAGAAAUUUUGAAUCGAAAAAAAGAAAUGGCACAAAAAGCCACUUUAGAAAGGAUUUUAACAGACGAAGACUUCAAACGAAUUGAAAUUGCUAAUAUUCGCAAACAAAUUCAACCAACUUCAAAAGGAUUAAAAAGAAAAUUAGAAGAAACGGGAACCGAAUCAUCAGAUUUGGUAAAAUUGGGUGACAUUGAAAAUAUUUAUAAGAAACGAAAACACGAUAAACAAGCAAGAAUUGACAGUGUUAGGGCAGGACAACAAGGGCGUGAAAAAUAUGGAUAUAAAGAUAAUCGGUUGAAUAUUCAUUGUUCAAAAACUAAUCGCGAAAAAAGGAAAACCAAGAACUUUAUGAUGGUUAAACAUAAAAGUAAAGCGAAGGUCAAGAGGAGUUUUAAAGAUAAACAAAUUGCGUUAAGAAAUCAUUUAUUAAAAGUUAAAAGAAUGAAAUGAUGUUGUG